AUGGACUGGAUCACCCCAACCGUCCCCGUCCCAUCACUCACCACCUCCUCGAAAUACGCCACCCGCCUGUUCCCCGCCAUCUGGCUCCUAAACUCAUUCAACACGUCGUUAUCCAACUUCAACUCGUCAGCAGUCUUACUCUCCGCCAGGACACGAACGACCGCCACCUCGACUCCUGGAUUUCCCGCCAUCCUCGCCCCUAUGGCCAGCGCUUCCCGGUCGUCCGGCCCCCCGAUGAAAAACACCGCCACACGGCACACAACGCACUCUCUCUUAACGGAGUCCACCUGUGAAAUCAGAGCCGGUGCUCGGUCGACCACAACAGCCACGCUUUAUUCCGGACUCGGAGGAGUCGCGGAUGACACCUGGCGUGGCGAGGUUCUGGUGGUAGGGAGUGAUGAUGAGGGAGGCUCGUCGGUUGGCAGCCAUCUCACGAACCUCGUCGUGCAUGGUGGAGUAGGAGGAUAUGGCGGUGAAAGGGUGGAGGUUGACGACCCGAUCGUGCCUCUCCUUGAAGUUGUUGAAGGCGUUGACGAUGCUCUUGGAGGCGCUGGCUUUGCGAGAGCUGGCCUUGUUGAGCUUGUGGGGGAUGAGGAUGGGGUGGGCGCGGCCUGCCAUCUCGAUGAGGUGGACGAGGCAGAUGUGGAUCGGGGAGCGUUUGUUGGGGUGGAGGGCCUCGAUGAGGUGGAUGGUGGUGGGGACGUGCUGCUGGUCGUGCACACAGGCCACGAGGCGAAGGUCCGAGUCGGGGCGAAGGUCCAUCACCGUUUUCGUCUUGUGGAAGGCGUGGCGUCUGAGGGGGUCGUGGAGUCGCCGGAUUAUGGGCGUGACGGUUGCCGUCACGGCUAUCAUGGAGACGCAGAGCACCACAAACGCGUCCUCCUCAACCACUUUGUGCUGCUUCAUCAUCUUGAACAAGCCCAGGUCCAUCACGCCCUGCACAUUCAUCACCAGCCCCACCUGGACGGCCUCUCUCUGCCCGACUCCAUUGCACACGGAAGCAAUCACGGCGCCCAGGAACUUGCCGGCACACGCCAGCAGUAUGACCAACUGCACUAUCGCGUAGCGGUCGGGCCCCACCGAGAAAGCGUCGGUCACGAGCCCGUUCUUCACAAAGUAGAGCGGCAUCAACAGCCACGACGUGAUGAGCUCCAGCUUCUCCACCAUGGCCGACCCGAGUGGCGGGCCGGCGGGUAG
This is a messenger RNA of Striga asiatica, 1197 nucleotides long. Lineage: Eukaryota; Viridiplantae; Streptophyta; Magnoliopsida; Lamiales; Orobanchaceae. The record is from the annotation of a GenBank genome assembly.